AUGGCUCUGGGGAAUGGCUCUUUCAUGACUCAUUUCUUUUUGGUGGGAUUAACAGACCAUCCAGAUCUCCAACUCCCUCUGUUCUUCCUGUUUCUAGUAAUGUAUGUGGUCACUGCAAUGGGAAAUUUGGGCUUGAUAAUCCUAAUUGGGCUGAGUUCACACCUGCAUACCCCCAUGUACUUUUUCCUCUUUAACUUGUCCUUCAUUGAUCUCUGUUAUUCUUCUGUGUUUACACCCAAAAUGCUGAUUAACUUCAUAUCAAAGGAGAAUAUUAUCCCCUAUAAAGGGUGCAUGACCCAGCUUUACUUUUUCAGUUUUUUUGGUAUUUCUGAAUGCUAUGUGUUGACAUCAAUGGCCUAUGAUCGCUAUGUGGCCAUCUGUAAACCACUUUUGUACAACAUUGCCAUGUCCCCUAAAGUGUGUUCCAGUCUUAUGCUUGGUUCAUACUUGAUGGCAUUUUGUGAUGCCAUGACCCUCAUUGGAUGCAUGCUGAGACUGACCUUCUGUGAUGCAAACACCAUCAACCAUUAUUUGUGUGACAUCCAUCCUCUGCUCCAGCUCUCCUGUACAAGUACUUACAUCAUUGAGCUGGAAGUUUUCAUUGUGGGAGGCAUCAACAUCAUUGUGGCCAGUUUCACCAUCUUUAUCUCUUAUGGCCUCAUCCUCUCCAACCUCCUCCACAUUAGCUCUACAGAGGGUAGAUCCAAAGCCUUUAGCACCUGCAGUUCUCACAUCAUUGCUGUGUCUCUGUUCUUUGGAUCAAGUGCAUUUGUAUAUCUCAAACCAUCUUCUGUGUCCAUGGAUGAGGGAAAAAUAUCUUCUGUCUUUUAUACCAAUGUGGUUCCCAUGAUGAACCCCUUAAUUUACAGCUUGAGGAACAAAGAUGUAAAACUCGCUCUGAGAAAAACCCUGAGGAUUGGAAAGUUUUGA
Messenger RNA from Hippopotamus amphibius kiboko, 930 nucleotides. Its product is annotated as olfactory receptor 8B3-like. The record is from RefSeq and is a predicted model, not a curated record. Gene Ontology annotation, molecular function: G protein-coupled receptor activity; odorant binding; olfactory receptor activity. The transcript has a single exon. The coding region runs from base 1 to 930 and encodes 309 amino acids. Gene Ontology annotation, biological process: G protein-coupled receptor signaling pathway; sensory perception of smell. NCBI's taxonomy places the organism in Eukaryota, Metazoa, Chordata, Mammalia, Artiodactyla, Hippopotamidae. Gene Ontology annotation, cellular component: membrane.